This is a messenger RNA of Carlito syrichta (Philippine tarsier), 1164 nucleotides long. It is a transcript of the gene TREX1, whose product is annotated as three prime repair exonuclease 1. The record is from RefSeq and is a predicted model, not a curated record. NCBI's taxonomy places the organism in Eukaryota, Metazoa, Chordata, Mammalia, Primates, Tarsiidae. Gene Ontology annotation, cellular component: cytoplasm. Gene Ontology annotation, biological process: DNA catabolic process. Gene Ontology annotation, molecular function: 3'-5'-DNA exonuclease activity; nucleic acid binding.
AUGGGCUCUGGUGCUCAGGGAGCGUGUCGGAUUGAGCGGGGAAGGCCUGAGAUGUGCUUCUGCCCACCCCUACCCCACCCCACCCCGCCCGCUGCAGACCUUCUGACUGGGCACUCAUGCGCCCCCCCCACUCCAUGCUCCUCCCCAGGAUCAGCAGCAGGUACUUACCCCACCAUGGGCUCACAGGCCCCACCCCCGGGUCCCAUGCAGACCCUCAUCUUCUUGGACCUGGAGGCUACUGGCCUGCCCUUCGCCCAGCCAAAGGUCACGGAACUGUGCCUGCUGGCCAUCCACAGAUGUGCCCUGGAGAACCCCCCUACCGCUCAGGGGCCACCCCCCAUGGUUCCCCCGCCACCCCGUGUGAUGGACAAGCUCUCUCUGUGUGUGGCUCCAGGAAAGGCCUGUAGCCCUGCAGCCAGCAAGAUUACAGGUCUGAGCACAGCUGUGCUGGCAGCACAUGGGCGUCAAUGCUUCGAUGACAAUGUGGCCAACCUGCUCCUAGCCUUCCUGAGGCGCCAGCCCCAGCCCUGGUGCCUCGUGGCACACAACGGUGACCGCUACGACUUCCCCCUGCUCCAGGCAGAGCUGGCAACGCUGGGCCUUGCCAGUGGUCUGGAUGGCGCCUUCUGUGUGGAUAGCAUCGCUGCGCUGAAGGCCCUGGAACGUGCCAGUAGCCCCUCGGGGCACGGCCCAAGGAAGAGCUACAGCCUGGGCAGCAUCUACAUGCGCCUCUACGGACAGGCCCCGCCAGACUCACACACAGCUGAGGGGGAUGUCUUAGCCCUGCUCAGCAUCUGUCAGUGGAGACCACAGGCCCUGCUGCAGUGGGUGGAUGCUCACGCCAGGCUGUUCAGCACCGUUGAGCCCAUGUAUGGGGUCACAGCCUCUGCUAGGACCAACCGAAGACCAUCUGCAGUCACAGCCAUGGCACUUCCGACCAAAGCCAGGAAUACUAGUUCCAGCCUUGGUGAGAGCAGGAGAUCCAAGGCUCUUCCUCCAAGAGAGGGCUCUGGAGCCCUACCCAAGGAGAGGCUGCUGGCCCCACUGGGCCUGCUGGCCUUCCUGACCUUGGCAGUAGCCAUGCUGUAUGGACUAUCCCUGGCCAUACCCGGGGAGUAGACCAAGAAGGAAAAUCUGACUAAUAAAAAUCCACUUUAGCACUGA